AUGGCGGUGGCCGACGAGGCGGCGGCGCUGCAGUUCACACCGACGUGGAUCGUGGCGGCGGUCUGCACCAUCCUCGUGCUCAUCUCCCUCGCCGCCGAGCGGGGCCUCCAUCACCUCGGCAAGACGCUCAUGAAGAACCAUCAGAGGCCGCUCUACGAGGCGCUCCUCAAGGUCAAAGAAGAGCUGAUGCUUCUGGGGUUCAUCUCCCUGCUGCUCACGGUGUUGCAGGGGACGAUCCAGAGGACAUGCAUUCCUCCCAGCUGGACAGACUACAUGCUGCCGUGCCAAAGACCGGGGCACGACGACGAGGCUCCUGCGGCGGCCGCCAUGGCGGCGCGUCUUGUCGCCGCCGAUAUCCUCGGUAGGAUCAGUAAGGCACGGACGCUCAGCGAGGCUGGAGCCGAGGCCGGGCUGUGCGAAAUGGAGGGGAAAGUUCCACUGCUGUCCGGAGAAGCCUUGCAUCAGCUGCACAUCUUCAUAUUUGUUCUGGCUGUCUCGCAUGUAUUUUUCUGUGCUACAACUAUGCUUUUAGGAGGUGCAAAGAUACACAAAUGGAAAAAGUGGGAGGAGGAAAUUCAGAAAAACGCUGCAGGAAACGGAUCUAAGAAGGUGUUACCUAUGCAUCAAGUUUCAUUUAUCAGAGAACAUUACGAGGUUAUUGGCACAGAUUCUAAGACGUUGUGUUGGCUGCAGCUGCAUUCAUUUCGUAAGCAGUUUUAUGGUUCAGUAGCUAAAUCAGACUACGCCGCAAUGCGUCUUGGUUUUAUCAUGACUCACUGUCGCGGAAACCCGAAAUUUGAUUUCCACAAGUACAUGGUGAGGGUUUUAGAGUCUGAUUUUAAAAAAAUAGUCGGUACAAGCUGGUGCUUGUGGAUCUUCGUGGUGAUAUUUCUGUUGCUCAAUGUCAAUGGUUGGCACACAUACUUUUGGAUGGCUUUCCUUCCCCUUGUUUUUCUGUUAGCCGUUGGCACAAAGCUGGAGCACGUGAUAGCUCAGUUAGCCUACGACGUAGCCGAGAAGCAGACGGCGAUCGAGGGCGAUUUGGUUGUGACGCCAUCGGACCAGCACUUCUGGUUCGGGCGGCCGCGGAUCAUCCUGCACCUCAUCCACUUCAUCCUAUUUCAGAACGCGUUUGAGCUCGCCUUCUUCUUCUGGAUACUGAUGACCUAUGGAUUCGAGUCCUGCUUCAUGGACAACAUCGGUUUCCUUGUGCCCAGGCUCGUCCUCGGGGUCGUCAUUCAGCUUCUCUGCAGCUACAGCACACUGCCUCUUUAUGCAAUUGUAACCCAGAUGGGGAGCUACUACAAGAUGGAGAUCUUCAACGAGCAUGUGCAGCACGGCGUCUUGGGCUGGGCAGAGAAAGCCAAGAAAAGAUCGGGGAAGGAGGGCGGCAGCUCCCCGACCGCCGAAUCCAUGCACGGCGAAGAUGCGGCCUAG
This is a messenger RNA of Miscanthus lutarioriparius, 1437 nucleotides long. NCBI's taxonomy places the organism in Eukaryota, Viridiplantae, Streptophyta, Magnoliopsida, Poales, Poaceae. The record is from the annotation of a GenBank genome assembly.